This is a messenger RNA of Rhineura floridana, 8592 nucleotides long. RefSeq names its product solute carrier organic anion transporter family member 3A1 (gene SLCO3A1). The coding region runs from base 623 to 2770 and encodes 715 amino acids. The record is from RefSeq and is a predicted model, not a curated record. Gene Ontology annotation, molecular function: protein binding. Gene Ontology annotation, cellular component: membrane. Lineage: Eukaryota; Metazoa; Chordata; Lepidosauria; Squamata; Rhineuridae. Gene Ontology annotation, biological process: prostaglandin transport; transmembrane transport; sodium-independent organic anion transport. The transcript has 10 exons.
CGCCUCCAGCCGGAGCGCUGCUCCGCCCUCCCGGAGAACUCGCAGGGGCGCUCCACCGGCCUGGGCGCCAAGGCGGAGACUCCUCCCCGGAGCCGUCCUCGUCGGUCCUUUUCCGCGCCUUCCUCUUCUGGCUCGUCCCGCCUCUGACCAUCCUCAGAAACAGGGCAGAAGAACCAAUAUCCCCCCCCCUCCCCGCAGAAACAAAACCUCCCUCCCAAUCCUCCUCCUCGGGGAGCGCCGUUCUCUCCGCUUGGCGCCGACCCAGCCGGCCGCAAAGGCGCAGGCGAGGCGGUUGGGCCACGCAGCAGCAGCGCCGCCGCCGCCGCCGCCGCCAGCCCUUUGGAGCCGGGGCGAGAGAGAGAGAGGGAGGGAGGGAAGGAAGGAAGGAAAGGAGGAGGAGGAGGAGGAGAAGGGAGGGAGCCAAGCAGCGCGGGAGGGCGGGCGGAAGGAGGGAGCGCGCCGGCCAUGGCAGCGCUGGCAGCAGGAAGAGCCGGCAGGAGGCGAGGUUGGCGCCGACAGCCGUCGUUGCGCGCCUGAUUGGCCGCGGAGCCGCCGCAGCCGCUCCGCCCGAGCAGCUGGUAGGGACGCGGAGAGGGGCGAGCGGGGCCCGCCGAGGAGGAGGAUGCAGGGCAAGAAGCCCCGCGGCUCCUCGGACGGCGGCGGCGGCGGCGGCGGCGGGGAACUGCAAGGGGACGAGGCGCAGGGCGCCAAGAAGCGGAAAAAGAAGGGCUCGUGCGGCGUCUCCAACAUCCAGAUCUUCCUGGUGUCCGAGUGCGCCCUCAUGUUGGCGCAGGGCACGGUGGGCGCCUACCUGGUGAGUGUCCUGACCACCUUGGAACGAAGGUUCAACCUCCAGAGUGCUGAUGUGGGCGUGAUCGCCAGCAGCUUUGAGAUUGGGAACUUGGCACUUAUCCUUUUUGUGAGCUACUUUGGUGCCCGGGGACACAGGCCGCGUUUGAUAGGAUGCGGAGGGAUUGUUAUGGCUCUGGGCGCUCUCCUCUCAGCACUGCCUGAAUUCCUGACCCACCAGUACAAAUAUGAAUCUGGGGAGAUUCGAUGGGGCGCUGAAGGGCGGGAUGUAUGUGUGGCGAAUGGAUCCGCUAGGGACGAGGGACCAGAUCCGGAUCUUAUCUGCAGGAACAGAACUACCACUAACAUGAUGUAUUUGCUUCUCAUUGGCGCUCAAGUCCUCCUAGGGAUUGGGGCGACCCCUGUACAGCCUUUAGGAGUUUCCUACAUCGAUGACCACGUGAGGAGGAAAGACUCUUCCCUGUAUAUAGGCAUCUUGUUUACAAUGCUGGUAUUUGGACCGGCCUGUGGAUUUAUCUUGGGUUCUUUCUGUACCAAAAUCUAUGUGGAUGCCAUCUUCAUUGACACAAGUAAGCUGGACAUCACCCCCGAUGACCCAAGGUGGAUUGGCGCAUGGUGGGCAGGCUUCUUGCUCUGUGGUGCCUUACUGUUCUUCUCGUCUCUCCUGAUGUUCGGAUUCCCACAGUCCCUGACCCACCGGCCGGAGCUCACGGCAGAGCUCGAGCAGGCCAUGCUCCCAGAAAGGGACUACGAGAGGCUGAAGCCGAGCAACGGGGUCCUCCUGCAGAACGACGCGGAAGCCCAAGACAGCAUCUCAUGCUUCCAGCAGCUGAGAGUGAUCCCUAAAGUCACCAAGCACUUGCUCUCCAAUCCGGUCUUCACCUGCAUUGUCUUGGCUGCCUGCAUGGAGAUUGCCGUGGUGGCUGGCUUUGCAGCUUUCCUGGGGAAAUACCUGGAGCAGCAGUUCAAUCUCACAACAUCAUCCGCCAACCAGUUGUUGGGCAUGACAGCUAUUCCCUGUGCAUGUCUGGGCAUCUUUCUGGGGGGCCUCUUAGUCAAGAAGCUGAGCCUGUCUGCUCUAGGAGCAAUCAGAAUGGCCAUGAUGGUCAACCUGGUGUCCACAGCUUGCUACGUCUCUUUUCUCUUCCUGGGCUGUGACACGGGGCCUGUGGCUGGAGUUACUGUUCCCUAUGGAAACAAAUCAGGAUCAUCCUCCAGUCUAGCCCCCUACUCUGCCUGCAAUAACAACUGUAAAUGCCAAACUGAUUCCUUCACUCCGGUCUGUGGGGCAGACGGGAUCACGUACUUAUCUGCCUGCUUUGCUGGAUGCACUGCUACGAAUCUCACUGGCUGCACAUGCCUCACUUUGGUCCCAGCUGAGAAUGCCACGGUCGUUCCUGGGAAGUGCCCCAGCCCAGGAUGCCAAGAAGCCUUCCUGACAUUCCUCUGUGUGAUGUGUGUCUGCAGCAUGAUUGGAGCCAUGGCUCAAACGCCCUCCGUCAUCAUCCUCAUCAGAACGGUGAGCCCAGAGCUGAAGUCUUAUGCUUUGGGAGUUCUCUUUCUCCUCCUCCGAUUGUUAGGUUUUAUCCCACCUCCCCUGAUCUUUGGAGCGGGAAUUGAUUCCACGUGCCUGUUCUGGAGCACAUUCUGUGGCGAGCAAGGAGCGUGCGCUCUGUACGACAAUGUUGUCUACAGGUACCUGUAUGUGAGCAUCGCGAUAACCCUGAAAUCAUUGGCGUUCAUCUUGUAUACGACCACCUGGCAGUGCUUAAGGAAGAACUACAAGAAGUACAUCAAGAACCAUGAAGGCGGGCUGAGCACUAGUGAGUUCUUUGCCUCCACGUUGACCUUGGACAACCUGGGCCGAGACCCCAUUGGCCAGGACCCUUCACAUAGGACAAAAUUUAUCUACAACCUAGAAGACCACGAGUGGUGCGAAAACAUGGAGUCUGUUUUAUAGCGACAAUAAGGGUGGAUUGCUAGCCCUACGUUCCUUUUUAAAGUUAAAAAAGAUAGAUAAGAUAUAUGAAAAAUGUAAUAUAAUAUACAAGGAUGUUUUGCUAAAUGGUGGCCACCACUAUAUCUCAAAGUCUACUGUGAUUUUCAAAAACACUCUCGUACAUAGUUAGGGAGACAGUGUUUGUAGUAGAACGGGCGAGGUGGGGACCUUUGUCCUUUUGUCAGAAGCAGAGCUAGACAAGAGCCAGGAGAAGCAGGGAUGUUCUCAAGAGCCAGGAGAAGCAGGAAUAUUCUUAAAACCUGCAUCAGAAGUUGUACAUUGGUGUAUCAGACGCGUCAGCUAGUGCUAACGUUAUGGACAGGCAAAGGUCCCAGUGUUUGGGGUCCAGCAUUUCAGUGGAGAGCUGUCUGUCCUUAGGCAGAGAGGCAAAGAAAGGGCAGAAAGUCCAGAGAGAAAGAAAGAUCAGAGAGGGCCUGUUUCCAGAAUAAGAACCAUUUCAGUCUGGGGUACCGCUGGGGUAGCCUUUGCAAUAAAAGCCAAAAGGAUGUAAACUUGGAUGCUGGUUCCUUCCAGCAUUCUCCUCUCUCUCUCUCCCUCUCUCUUUGUGAUCAAAGUGGGAGCCAUGUUGAAGUUCCUCAGAUGAUCCAACUUCAUCAUCCCCAGCCCCAAUUCCAGAAGACAUACAGUAUCUAGACAACUGUCGAAAUGCCCCUGACCAGCACAUAUCCUGUCGUCACUCAAAGCACACCAGCAUCAUUGAGUUGGCGUCCCUGAUUCCAUUUGGGCAUGGGUAGAGUAGCACCUGUGCCAGAAUAGGACGGGAGGGAGCCAUUGGAUGAUCCAUGCCAAGCAUUCCAUCAUCUUUCUUUCCCCAACCUGAGGCCCUGCAGAUGUUUUGGACUACAUCUCCCAUCAGCCCCACCCAGCAUUGGCUGGAGCUUUUGGGAGUCGUAGUUCAAUACAUCUGGAGGACCCCGGUUGGGGAGCUGCUGUAACCGUUUUAAAAAGUGCAUAGGGAUGGCAAUGAAGUGUGAAGACAGAUGUCACAGAUCUAAAAUGGCUGAAGUGGCACGGUCAUGCCAUCGUUGCCCUGCCUGUACAUCUCUGUACAUUUUUCUACCUUGAUUGUAAGCGCUGGGGGGAAAUGACAGGUUUUCAGCACUAUUUAGUUUGAGUCAGGGAAAACAUUGGUCAAGGAAAAGGGUGGGGGCAGCACCUAUUCUCAUAGCAAGUUUUUAUCCAUUUCUGUGUUCGGGAUUCUUGUUUUCUCUUGGGGGUAUGGUGAAAAAUGGGGGGGAAAAUGAAGUUCCGUGCUAGGUUUAAAAAAAAAAACAUACUCAGGGGCAGAUAUCCCACUUUAGAAUGGGAAGCAUCUUGUUCAUCCAAUUAGGGCCAGGGCAAAAUGCCCUUAAUUUGCUGCACUCUUCAUGUGUGAUAAAAUGGCAAUUUUAAGAGUUGGGGUGGGCAAUGAAAUCAAAAUGUUUCAGGGACACUUAUCUUUUGCUACAUGCAUCCCACCUGUCUCUUAAACCUUUAAAAAUUUCUCUCCCUCUUCAGCAACGAGAGAGAGAGAGGCAGAUGUAUGCCAGCUGCCAUGAUUUUCUCCCAGAAUGUCUCCUGUGGCAUUGGGAAAUAAUGGCCACCAGCCCACCAUCACCCCAGGGAGCUUCAGCCUACCCCCGUGGGUGACAUUGUUGUGAAAUAUCUGAAAGGUAAACUACCCCUUUUCCAACUGCAGUAGCCUUCCACAACCUGGUGACCUUCAGGUGUUUUGGACUACAACUCCCAUCUGUGCUGGCUGGAGCUGAUGGGAGUUGUAGUCCAUAACACCUGCAGGGCAGCAGGUUGGGGGAAGCCUGAACUAUAGUUUUUCUCUCACCAGUUUGGAACAGCAAUUCCCUUGUCGCUUCUAGACAACCUGUUUUUAUCUAUCUAUCUAUCUAUCUAUCUAUCUAUCUAUCUAUCUAUCUAUCUAUCUAUCUAUCUAUCUAUCUAUCUAUCUAUCUAUCUAUCUAUCUAUCUAUCUAUCUAAUCUGUCUGUCUGACUGUCUGUCUGUCUGUCUGUCUGUCUGUCUGUCUGUCUGUCUGUCUGUCUGUAUCUAUCUAUCUGUCUAUCUGUCUAUCAAUCUGUCUUAUCUAUCAAUCUGUCUAUCUAUCGAGCAUUUGUCUUGAUUUGUUUGCAGGGAAAUUAGGCAAUGUCAGCUGUUUGUUUGCACAUUCAUUCUGAUUUGCUUGCAGGGAGAUUAGAUUAUACGCUGUCACAUCAAGCAAGUGAUGUCUCACAUUUUCCAGUGCAUUUCCCCAUCGCUUUCUUUAUUGUAAAAAGUCUGAUUCUUUUUUUGGGGGGGGGAGUGGGUUAAUUGCACAAGAGCACCAUCCAUUUUAAGGGCACAACCUGAAUUUGCUGGUAUGCGACUGAAUCCCACCUGCAAAAUAGCAACAGUCUGAAAGUGCCCUUAACAUCACACUGCAAGCAAGGGAACUGUUGCAAUUGCACUCGGGAUAUGAUUGAUAACGCCUCUUCUUUGCCCUAAGUGAUUAGUUACCUUCACUAGCCAUCAACCUUGCCCUCAGAGACUCAUCACACACUUUCAGGCAUUUUGGGGCCUCUAUGUUAACCCUUACAUUUCUGGCAGGGUGCCAUAAGCAGAAUUGUUUGGUUAGUUUUCUUUAAAAAACAAAAACAAAACCUACAAGCCUCUAUUGAUUCUUUUCAAUGCACUUUGCAUUUUCUCAUAUCAGGAUGCCCCAUAACUUUUAUCUGCAAUAGAGGGAGUGUCCAGUGUAGAGGUGGCUAAAAUCGAUAGAGUGGAAGGGAUACAGUCGAGAAAGGAAAGGACGCUACGGGUUGGUCCAGAACAGAGGUGGCCCUGGGCCCAAAUCCAGCCCUCGAGUGAGGUUCUCUAGAAGGUCCCCUUGCCAAUUUUUGCAGUGGCGUAAAGAGAGAGAAAAAGAAUGCAGAUCACUCCCUCUGGGGUCAUCAGUACUGUCUAUAGUACAAUGAUUUGAUGAGCAGGGUGGGGGAAAUGACCCCUUGCUCAGAUCAGCAGAGAUGUGGGGGAUGCUGUGCACCUGUGUGUAUGCAUGAAAGAAUAUGGGGUGGCCACACCCACUUUUGGCCAUGCCCACCACUGGCAUGUGGCCCUUGGGGGGUUGUCCAAAGGUGAACGUGGCCCUGCACAGGCAUGUGCAGUUUAGCAAAAGAAAAGCAUAAGCACGCAAGCUUUUGCUGUAAGCCACACACACAUAUAUAUACACAUACAUACGUCAUUGGUUGGUUCCGUGCAGGUUUUUCCCCCCAAUAUUGGUCUUGUUUAUUGUUAUUUUUUCUUUUCAGUAAUUGUGAUUCUAAACUGAUUCAAAGUAAUAUUUUUAAAAAGAUGUUAUAAAGGGAGUGAAUGUGACGAGGCUAUAUAAAUAUAGUGUGUGCGAUAUAAGUAUACCAUAUAUUUACCCCAAAAAAGUGUGGAUGAAUGUGUGCAAACGCGUGUGUAUACUAAUGCACACAUAUAUGCACAGUGCUUUUUUGGUGUUUUUAAAAGAAAGAUAUUCCAGUAUUCCUACCUAGAUAAAAGUGUCAUGGUGAUACUCCAUACCGGCGGAUACUAUCACAGAAAAAAAGAGAGCAGACAGACAGACACACAUGUAAAAGAUGGGUUAAAAGAAUGGCAGGAUUGUGUACCAUUUUGCAGCUUGGUUUUUUAUGGGUAGUUACUUGGGAUUCCAUGGCUUUAACUUUGUCUGAUUUGUUUUGCUCUAAUAUGUCAGUUUCAAAUUAUGGACACAAUCCUGAGAGUUCAGGUCUGCUCUGUGGGCUUCAUGGCAUUUCUCCCUUGACUAGCAGCUUUUCCUCAUUUCAUAAACUAGCUUUGAAAAAGACCUUGAGUUCCAAAAGUAACUUGCUGUGAGACCAGUGGAGGCUGGUCCGUUAGGGGUGAAUGGGGCUCUGCCCCACCAACCACGGUCUGCCCACAGCCAGCUCUCGCCUGCCGGCCUUCUUACGUGCAUCUAGUCCAGGGGGUGACAAUCACUGCCACCUUUCUCCUCCUCCUUAGUCUCAGUUUUGCCCCUUGUAGGACUCAGCAGGGCAAAAGAGGACAAGGACAAAGGUAGAAUCAGUUGGCUCUGCCUGUCAUUGGCUUUGGCACCAGCUACUGUGGGGCUCCCUGCCUCCCGCCCUGCCAGUCGCAAGGGGCACCAGACACCACUGCAUAUGACCAGCAGUGUAGUGGCAAAUUCAGAAGUGCAGGAUCCUUUCAUGAUAGUCACAGCCACACCUCUUUCUAAGACUGUACAACCUUCUAAGAUUACAGAAUAUUUUUUUUGCUGCUGGAUUGAGAAUGAGAUCCUUGUUAACACCUUCUCCCACAACAACAGAUCUUCCUAGGAGCCAACUAGCAUGAAAAGGGAGUGUAUUAACUACUGAGAAAAGUCUCAGUAGCUGACUCACCUCCUUUCACUCUGAUUGGCUCCAAUCAGCAGGUAAGGACAAGGAAGCACAUUAGAAGACUCUUCUCAGCAGCUAAAACACUCCCCUUUCAUGCUGAUUGGCUUGUAGGAUGCUAGAGAUGCAAGGACCCUGCUGAGAUCUGGCUCCCAAAAUAGUAAGGGGUCUAAGACACACACCCCCAAGACCCUGGACAACUACACCCCUGCAUAUGACGGAGAUGGAGUUGUGAGUGGAGGGAAGGCAGCCCUUUGGGGAAUAUGCAUCCAAAACGAUGCUGGCACUGCAGAGCCAGUUUAUUUAUUGUAUUUAUAUAUUUUUUAAAAAUUAUACCCUGCUUUUUGAGUAACUUCCACCACAAAGCAGCUUCCGAUCCCCAAUAAAGACCAACUUCACCUGACCAUAAAAAAAUACAGAGGAGCCAACCAAGAAGCCAGCAUAAAAAGUGAAGGAAUGGAAUAUAAAACACAAUGCAGAUCAUAAAGCAGACCUAAAACAUCAAAAGCAACAAGAAUUGGACACUGCAGAAAUGCAACAGGACUCAUGGAGGAAGGCUUGGGAGGAAAGGAAAACUUUCAACCGGUCUCGAAAACAGUUUUUUGGGCUCACUUCCUUUGUAAGGGAAGAGAAUUCCCAAGAACUGGUGCCACAAUGCUCAAAGCACGUGCUUGAGUCACAGCUGGCUUUCCUGCAGAGGCACCAUCAAGAGAUCUUCUUCCACAGAGCUUGCUGGAAGUAGAGGGAGAGGCGGCUCCAAAACUGGGUAGGGCAAGGCUGGGGAGUCUCAGGCCCAUGGGUCCAAUUGUGGCCCUUCAGGCCUCUCUGCCUGGCCUCUGGGACUUGCCCCAGACUGCACCGCUCACCCUCCUUGAGUGUUUUUGCCUGGCUAAAAUGUAUCCUUGAACUUUCAUAGUGCCUCUCGCUUCCCCGGAUUGAGGACAAAGGAGGGGCGUGUGUAGGCGACAGCCUACUGCACAAUGUUAAAAUGUACAUGUGUUGCUCCACCCACUUUUGCCUCUGGCCCCGCCCAUCAUUGGCAUGUCCCCCCCCCCCAGGUUGCCCAAAAUUCAAAUGUGUAAUUGUGGCCGUUUGGAGGCACCUUAAUAAGUAAGCGCAAAGGGUUCCCCCUGAGCACAUGGAACUGGCUUCCCGGAUCUCGGCUGGUCACUGUUAAGAACAUAAGAACAUAAGAAGAGCCUGCUGGAUCAGGCCAGUGGCCCAUCUAGUCCAGCAUCCUGUUCUCACAGUGGCCAACCAGGUGCCUGGGGGAAGCCCGCAAGCAGGACCCGAGUGCAAGAACACUCUCCCCUCCUGAAGCUUCCGGCAACUGGUUUUCAGAAGCAUGCUGCCUCUGACUAGGAUGGCAGAGCACAGC